Messenger RNA from Verruconis gallopava, 1113 nucleotides. RefSeq lists its product as uncharacterized. The record is from RefSeq and is a predicted model, not a curated record. The transcript has a single exon. Lineage: Eukaryota; Fungi; Ascomycota; Dothideomycetes; Venturiales; Sympoventuriaceae. The coding region runs from base 1 to 1113 and encodes 370 amino acids.
AUGAUCCAUGGUCUUCUCCAGUCGGCUGGGGCCUACGCGUCAACAGACGAUCACAGCUUCGCUUUCUUCUUUGCGAAGCAAGGAUACGAUGUAUGGCUGGGAAACAACAGAUGUGGGUUGAAACCUCGUCACAGAAGCUUCAAGCGUUCUGAUCCUCGUAUGUGGUCUUGGAAAAUUCGAGAAAUGGCUACCAUGGAUCUCCCGGCCCUCGUGGAAGGCGUACUGCAACGGACGGGAUUUGAGAAACUUGCCCUAGUUGGCCAUAGCCAAGGAACUUCGCAAAUACUUAUUGCGUUGAGUAAACACUUCGUGCCCGAACUUGGCGAGAAGAUCAGCGUAGCAUGCCUGCUCGCCCCUGCCGCGUACUCUGGAUCUCUGUUGGAAAAUCCACGAUGGUUUUUCAAGGGUAUGAUAAUGAUGUCGCCUACGAUAUGGCGGCUUUGCUUCGGAAGGUAUGGUUUUAUGCAACCACUGAUUUCAGCGAUGGAGAUUCUUCCCAAUAGAACUCUUGGUGUCUUCGGCUAUCCGAUGUUCCACUAUCUGUUUGACUGGUCUGAUAGGAAUUGGGACCGAGAUUUGAGAGACCGUUCUUUCUUGUUUGCGCCAACCUAUAUUAGUUCAGAGCAUAUGCGAUGGUGGAUUGGUGCAGAUGGUUUUGCAACGCAAAGGUGUAUCCUCAAUACCCGAGCAGAGGCCGAGAUCGAUGCAGCGGACGACGAGGCCAUCGAAAAUUUUCUUCAGGCCACCAAUACUGGAGGCAAGAUUACGGAUGAAGCCCUUGCUAGAUACGAGGAGGCCAUCUCUCGCCUGGAGGCUGAUCCGUGGUUUGAUGAGAGAGUACCCCCUCUAGCGUUGUGGAUUCCAGCAUGUGAUGAUCUUGUAGAUGGAAAGAGACUGCUAAGAAGGCUUGAAUAUGGGAGAGAUCCUCAUGCUCAACUCGUACACGUUAAUGUUCUUGAAGAUUAUGAACACUUGGACGUAAUAUGGGGAGUCGACUCCCUUGAGCGUGUUGGUAAGGAGGUUCUCAAAGUUAUCUGGCAAACAAUUGCGACUCAGGAUCGCGAGCGCUGCGUAGUACCGGCAUGUGUUACCAAAUCUGAAAGUCACAAUUGA